Messenger RNA from Ascochyta rabiei, 834 nucleotides. RefSeq lists its product as uncharacterized. The coding region runs from base 1 to 834 and encodes 277 amino acids. The transcript has a single exon. Lineage: Eukaryota; Fungi; Ascomycota; Dothideomycetes; Pleosporales; Didymellaceae. The record is from RefSeq and is a predicted model, not a curated record.
AUGCAGAAAUCUGCGACAGAAGAAGAGAUCAUCGAGCUCGAGUCGCGCCUAGGACGACAGCCGCGCCUUAGCGACUACCAAAAUGCACAAGGGUUCGCGACACAGAUUGAACCCUAUGCUACACCUCUCCUUCCUGAGGGCUCUUUGCCGCAAGACUACAAGGACUUCCUUCGCGUCACCAACGGCUUUUAUCUUUCUAGCCCAGACGACCCAGGAAGUCUUUUCUACGGUACCGAAGCAAUUGAUGCUUCUGACGAUCAACUCUGGACCCACGACCUGGACUUUUCCCUCUUUCCUUCCAAUAUGACAACUUUCUCAGGCGAUGAGAUUGAGAUGGGCGAGUUCACGGGUUUCUCCGUCGGUGCAGGCGGCGACGAGGGUCAGGCACUACUCAUCCCACGCUCAUCCAUAGAGCCUAUGCUUGAGAGAUCCGAGAAGGCGUAUGCAUCGGCCGAUGCGCGGGGCAAGAGAGAGUACGAGCGAGGUGCCUUGGAUAUAUAUGGCGGGAUUGAACAGCUAAGGAAUAUGGAGUGGCUAUGCGUUGAGUCAUUCCACUGGGACCCCGAGCCAACCAUCUUCAAUGGGUUCCGGCAGUACCUGGAAUACUGUGUCGAUAGAGCUGUAAAGGAGGCAGAUCGCAUACAUGACAGGAGGGAGGAGAAGGCAGAGCAGGAACGGAGAUCUAAAAACGAAGCAGAUAUCCGGGGAAAGAGAAAGCGUGGCCAAGGCGAGACCGAAGCUUCAACCACCUACGGCCCGCACGCGCACGCUACAGACAACGACCGCGCAUCAUCCCGUUAUGAUCUUCGCGAUAGGAAGUUUCAGCGGACUUGA